Rhizophagus irregularis DAOM 181602=DAOM 197198 is the source of this 453-nucleotide messenger RNA. The record is from RefSeq and is a predicted model, not a curated record. NCBI's taxonomy places the organism in Eukaryota, Fungi, Glomeromycota, Glomeromycetes, Glomerales, Glomeraceae.
GUGGCCAGCAAAUGAGCAGGAUACGUAUCUGUUAAGAAAUCAUCUGCUAAUUUAUAAAAAAAAUCGUAAAUUAUGGGUUUGGGAUUCUGGGAAGAUCAGGAAAUUCUUGAAAACAAAAAAAAUUAUUUAGAUCUAAUCAAUUUAUACAUUGUUAUCAUUUUGUUAUCAAUAUGGUUUACUAAUGAUAGUUUUUAUUUCAAUACUAUAAAUUGUUUGGUUUAUGGCUUAACGUUUGGUGGUAUUAUUGUCAACGUAAUGGCAUUUGGGCAAACUUCUUUACAUUCUAUAUUCUAAGAUUGGUACUUGGUAUAUUGACAAGAUUUAAUGUGAAAAAUUACGAUCAAUUUUAUCACUUUAUCGGGUUUCGAAUAUAUCGAGUUUUGAAAUAUAUGAAAUAUAUAUCGGGUUUUGAGUAUAUAGAAAUAUAAACGAAAAAUCAUAACUUUAAUCAAG